AAUGAGCAAACAUUUAGUGUUGCUCAGUAAUUGCUACAAAAUAGUCAUCCAAAGGCGGGUCUUUUCCCUAUUUCCCUCUCUAGGGUUUUAAAUAGGGUUUUCAAAUUUCUAAAACCCCCAAAUCCAACUCAAACACACCAGAUGCUGAAGCAAAAGCUACAACAAAACUCUUCUCCCCGACGAAAAUUUUGAAUCAAAAUCGCAAAUGUCGUUUGCAUUUUCAACUCCCCAACAGCAACCCCAGUCACUGUUUCAGUCUCAGCCACAGCUCUUUCAACAAAGCAGCCCUCUUUUCCAGCAACCGCAACAGCAACAGCAGCAGCAGCAGCAAUUCCUGCAGCAACAACAACAGCAACCGCAACAACAGCAGCAGCAGCAGCAGCAGCAAUUGUAUCUUUUCACUAAUGAGAAGGCUCCUGCGAAUUACAGCACCAAGUGGGCAGAUCUCCACCCCGAUUCCCAGAAACUUCUACUCCAGAUUGAGGAGCGGAUACUGGAAGACAGGGAUGAGAGCCAGAGGCUAGAUCAGUGUAGUCGCCUUUAUGAUUCCUCAAUAUCUAAUGAAGGGUUUGAAUUUGAUGCAGGUCGUGUAAUUCAGGAACUUGGUGGGAUCAGUACUGCCAUGGAAAGACAGAAGGCUUUACUACAGGAGCUUAUGGUCAAUGUUAAAGACAUGCUGAGGAACACAGAGAUGGCAGUACGUUCUUUUAUGAUUCUACGCCCUAGGUUCUUUCAUCCGAAUGCUGGAGGUGCUUCAAAUGCCACUUCACCAUCCCAGCCUUCUGGAGCUACAGGGACACCAGGGUCUAGUAGUCAACCAACAUCUGCCUCCAUUGUGCCAGUGUUUGAUUUCUACAGUGGUGUCCCUAAAAAACCAUCACCAUUUUUACAGCAAACAGUUAUCAGAUUUGAAAAAUAUUUGGGUGAAUGUCGCCAAUGGAUUGAAGAGUUAGAGCAACUUCUUCUCUUAGAUUCGGGCAGGAACUCUUCUCACCCUGGAUCCUCAUUAUUGCAGUCUCUUCCAAAAGUUAUGUCAAAUGUGCAUGACUUUUUUGUUCAUGUGGCUUCUAAGGUGGAGAGUAUUCAUCAAUAUAUUGAAUCUAUGAAAACUGCCUAUCUUGCUGAUCAACGCCGUCGAGGGGAUGUGAAUGAUCCAUUCCUUGAGGCUGAUCGACGGGAAACAGCAAAACAAGAAGCUGCUGCUAAGCGAGUACAUCCAACUUUGCAUUUGCCUGCAAGUUCACAGCCUUCAACACAAGUUGUUGGGUUGUUUGCAAGCUCUGCAACUCCUGGAGCAUCAACUGCUCCACAGACAUCUGCAGCAACAGUAUCAACCUCUUCAGGAAGUGGGUUCUCUCUUUUCAGCACACCUUCUGCUGCAGCUGCUUCCCCUUUUUCAUCAUCUUCUCUAUUUGCCACACCAGCAGCCUCUGCUCCAGUAUCCUCCUUGUGGUCUUCUGCCACGCCACAGUCUUCAUUGUUUGGUUCAUCAUCAGCAUCAUUUCUUGGUGCUGCUUCAACUCCCUCUCUGUUCAGUAGUGCUGCUACAGCUUUUGGUUCUACUGCUUCUGGUGGUGGUUCCCUAUUUAGUACACCGUUUGCAUCAGGCGCUGCAACAGGAUCUGGGGCUAGCUUCGGAACAUCAUCGAAACCAAGGCCAAAAACUCGAACUGCCCGGCGCUAGUCUCAUUGGGUUGAAGUGAUCAAAAUAUUACAGAUGACUGCAUAUUUGCCUAACAAUUUUCACAAAGAUCCUUAAAUUUCAUGUCAGCCUUGAUUUCUUUCCCCCAAUAUUGCCUUCUUUGCGGCUCCUUUUAAUCUGAAUACUCUCUCCGGGUCUAACAAAAAACAACUUCAUGGUUCAUAUGCUGCUGCAACAUAGCUUUCCAAAUCAGAGUCAUCCACUUGGGCCAUCAUAAAAGAGCUGCACGUUCUGUGUUCUUGUAACAUUGUACAACACAUUUUCAACGUUUGACGCUUUCAGAUAUAUGUCCGAAUAGAAAUCUAACAUGCUAAGACAUCAAACAUGUAGAAUUUUUACCAAUUGUUGCUUGGAUUUUGCUUCCCUUGACUGUAAGUUUGAUAAUGUACUUGCAGCAUUCAACUAUUGAGCUUCCCAUUUACUGAUAUUUUCA
Messenger RNA from Jatropha curcas, 2135 nucleotides. RefSeq names its product hydroxyproline-rich glycoprotein family protein. Gene Ontology annotation, molecular function: structural constituent of nuclear pore. Gene Ontology annotation, biological process: nucleocytoplasmic transport. Gene Ontology annotation, cellular component: nuclear pore. NCBI's taxonomy places the organism in Eukaryota, Viridiplantae, Streptophyta, Magnoliopsida, Malpighiales, Euphorbiaceae. The record is from RefSeq and is a predicted model, not a curated record.